Messenger RNA from Colletotrichum godetiae, 931 nucleotides. RefSeq lists its product as uncharacterized. NCBI's taxonomy places the organism in Eukaryota, Fungi, Ascomycota, Sordariomycetes, Glomerellales, Glomerellaceae. The transcript has a single exon. The coding region runs from base 64 to 735 and encodes 223 amino acids. The record is from RefSeq and is a predicted model, not a curated record.
AAAUUUGUUCAGGUUGUGUAUUGUAAACACGGGCAGAAAGAUUAUUGGUGAUGUAAUAUCGUCAUGUCGUCCAGCGUCCGUCUCUGGGCGCGUUGCACCGGCGCGUCUGGGCACAGACUUUUCGUCCACGUCGUCAACAACCAUCGCCUUGCCCGUUUGGCUCUACUGUGUAAGAAGUACCUACUGUCCAUGCACACAAGUUGUGUAGGUACACACUUUGCUUUAUCCCCCCAUCUGUCGCACUUGAAAACAAUCCUAUUAUCCAUCCCCAUUGCUUCAAGUCGCCUGGUCGAAUCCGCUGAAACGCAACAAAAACGACGAUCGACUUUGGAAUCAGCCGUUUUCGAGGCACCGAGACGCUACGAAGGAGUAGCACCGCCCAUCAGCAUGCCUCACAAUGCCGCCGAGCCGCCUCCCCAGCGCCAGUCUCACUCAGCAAUCCGUACCGUACCUAAUCUUUUUCUUUCAGGUUUGGCUCGUAUCGAGAAAAAACUCUUGUUGAUUAUCUGUGCCUUUUUAAAUCGCCACAGCCAUGAACACGCCUCUGGACGAAAAAAGAACACGAGUUUCCCCACACACCAUCGAAACACCAUUGCAUUUCGCCGCUGCUGGCCUGCCACUACUAGAGCUUCCAACUUCAAUCAGCAGGGCAUCACGCAUACCCAUCUGGCAGCAGUCACGAUAACAAUACUCCGUACCCACCGACCAGAAUUCAACUUUCAAGGUGGUACUUGAUUGCGGUACUUGGUCAAUCCCAUGUGCAGAUGCAAUAGGUGCAAGGUCGUCCGUCUCACGGUCUCACCCACCCUCCACCCCUUUUUUUGCAUGCCGAAAGAGAUAUUACGGCCCAGCCGCCAGUCAGAAGGUGGAGAUCAAUCCCCAUUCUUUGCCCCAGUCAAAAACGACAUUCCAUGCACUGCCACAGCGAUCA